AAGGAAGAAAACUUUCUUCUAGGGUUUACCGUAAACUUCUGAGCUGUCCCUCUAGAAUGGAGAAACCUGGUGGCUUCUUCAUCCCCAAGAAAAGCAACAAAGAAUCAUCAUGGGAAGAGCUAGCCUUCGCGGAAGACGAUGCCGCCGGAUCUUUGUGGCCGCCAAGAUCUUACGCGUGUAGCUUUUGCCGGAGAGAGUUUAGAUCGGCUCAAGCCCUCGGUGGCCACAUGAACGUUCACCGAAGAGACAGAGCACGGCUUAAGCAAUCUGACGAUCAAUACUUAUUUUCCAAGUCUUCUUCGUCUCCGGAGCAUCCAUCUCAUAAAAACAGUGAAACCUCUUGCUAUACUUUGGUUUUUAACUCCAAACCUAAUCAUUUUAAGUCUCAACACUCCCGUGCUAUUGAUCUUCCAUCUUCUCCUUCUUCUUUAUUAUAUCUGCCUCCUUCUAGGGUUUCUUCCGGUUUGCCUCAAAAACAAGAUACGUCCUCUUCUUCUCCAAACGCUAUAGAACCUUCUAACAAUUCUGAAAAUAUUCUCUCUUCUUCCCCAUGGUCGUGCCCGGAUACUUUCGUGAAGAAAAAGCGUUGUGAUCUUUACGAAACUCCGGUUAUAGAAGGAAGCAAGAAGAGAAAGAUCGAGAGAGAUGUGCCAAAGAACGGGGAUACAGCAAAUGUUAAUCUUGGAAACACCACUGAUCUCUCACUGAGAAUGAAUGUCGAGAUCCACGAGGGUUAUCCGAUUACUGCUCAAGUGAGCGAUAAAGAGACGGGGAGGGGUGGUAGCCUUAAGAGAAGACGAAUGCGUGAGAGUUCAUCGCAGCCGUCGAUUUUCGUUUCAAGUUUAUCUUGUAAGAGUGCCAUAAUUACAAGAAACGAGGAGAUCAAACAUAAGGGUGGUCACUUUGAGGAUUUAGAUCUUGAGCUUAGGCUAGGGGCUGAUCCACCAAAGGGAAAUUGAUUGAUGGAUAUCAUCCAAAAAAGUACGAGGCAGGGAAAAAAGUUAUAUACAAAAUGCAAAAUUUGUAUGGGAAUAUGUGUAUGUGUGUUACUUGGGUUUAUCUUUCCUUAGGUUUGCAUUGUCUAAAAUGUAUGGAUAUAUACAGAUUUUGGAGAGUUUCUUUCUAUUAUUUUGAGAAAUUUUAUGAAAAUAACAGUUCAAUGGAAUAAUAAAAAGUUAUAGGGAGUAUCAAGUAAUAUCAGAAUGUAAAGCACUGGAAGCUUGCAUAUAUAUAUCGUUAUAGGGAGUAUCAAGUAAUACACUACUUUCUCGUACUUAAAUAUUUUCGUAGCAUUUCUCAUAGUUAUAUUGGCAGAAUACAUCACAUUAUAGUUACAAUUCAAGAUAAUUCUCUCGCCAAUGAAUCAUAUACAAAGCUAAUUAUAACAUACCAAAAGAUCAUUCAUUUAUCAAAUAGUAUGACGUUGAGAUAUCAAUUCACAGAAGAUUAGUUGACGGGGUCACUGACGGGCCAAUUAAUUUAUGGUUCAGUAUUUUUUUUGUUGGUAAAGCUUCAGUUAUGAUAAGUUAUUUAUAUGAAAUUAACAUAGGAACUCGGCAGCAAUUUAUAUAUGCGUUCAUAUAAAUACUUUACAAUUGACGGUCUAUGACCACGAUUACGUGAUUAGAAUUGUAACCACGAUCUAAGAUAAAGUCACAUGAUGAAGGAAUAUUUCUGUCACGAUUUCAGAGAGAGACAGAGAAUGAUGAAUAAUUGUCCCAUAGAUCUUAGUUUCCUAAUCUAUUAAUUUAUAUAGGGUUUCCGAUGGCUCUAAUGUGAAUAUGAUUUAUAUCUAUAGUUUGCGUGUAUUUUGGAUUUUCUGAAAAAAUAAUUAUUCGGCUUAUAUAUUUCAAUACUAGUUCAUAGAGAAAAUAAAGAAAAUCACAUAUAUGCGCAGUCAAAAUGUUGGUGUUAUCUGUUAUCCACUUAUCCUAUUCUUGCAUCAACUAACCGUGAGAGUUGCGAUCAAAGUAACUCUGGAUCAAUUAUAUCGCUGACCUAUUUUUAGUUGCAGCGGCAACAAACAUCAAGGAGAAAGGACGCUGAAAUUAUGUCCGACACAAGCGUCUCGUUUUUUGUCUUUCCGGCAAUUCAGUAGCCUACCGUAACUUUUGAUUCUGCUAUUUUGGUUUCCGUCGUAGUCUAAUUUUUGGCCGCUGCCGCUAAACUCUGUGUUUAUGAAAAGAACAGCCUUUAUGUAACCACGGUAAUCAUGAAUUAUAUGUUUAAACGUCCUAAUUAGCUCGUUUCCACGUACAAGCGCACGCAUCUCAGUCCGGAACAUGUCAUUCUGUCAAAAUCAUAAAAAUAAGCAUAAGAAAGAGCACCAAAAUCCAAAUAUGUCCCAACACUUAUUCCCUUUCGCCUGUUCUGUCUCAGCAGAUUAUUAAUAAGAAUCAAAUUAAAUUAAUAAACUAUUUGUAUCUGCCCUAACUUUUUAGCCCGUGGGUCAUCAUCGUCUACUUAAUUAGGCAUAUAGUAUUUCAUAAACUUUAAAAUCUUUUUGUAAUUUUUAAGCAAGCAUAUCUCUUCAACCCCCUCCCCAACAAUCCAUUGAAAAUGGUAAAUAUAAUUCUUUUUAUAAUUAAAAGAUGAUCCGGAUUUUUAAGUUUAACAUCCGACGAUUUUCAGUUAGAUACACACUUUAGAGUUUAUGUUUCUAUAAUAAAUGGUCGUUUCUCUAUACUAUACAUUGCAUAGGUGGAAGUGAAGUCUUCGAUUAGGGGCAGAGCAUUCACAUGGGGAAUGAAUCUCUGUAACUCACAUCGAAUAGUUAAAUUAUUAUUUAAAAUAUGACAAAUUGGCAAUUCUCAAUAUCUAAUUAUCUAUAUAAUAUGUGAAGAGAAUUUUUGUUUGGAUUCUAAGAAUUAGUGUCACGGAAUUUUGGAUGAUUCUUAUAGAAUAAUAUAGUCCAGAAUACUCUACGAAUGGUCUCAAAAUACAAUUGUCAUUAAUUAUUUAAUAUACAACAUUUCCACACAGUCGAACCAAAAGUCGUGACACAUGAAGUAAUAAUCAAGUUAAUUAGUCCACCAUUUGAAGAUAUAUUGUUGAUUAAGAGUAAUUUUUUCAAAUUCAAUUUUCGUGUUUGAUUAUUUUAAAAUAUGCAGUACAUAAAAUUAAAUGGUACGAAAUCAAGUUUUGAUUCCAAAAUUGUAAGCAUUUUAAAAUGAGUAACUAAUAUAUAGAAAAAAAUUCAAUAUCUAAAUUACUAAAACCCUUCUCCAAUGGAUAAAUUUUAAUUUCUUAAUUGGAAUGAGGAAAUCCUAACAUCAUGUUUUAGUUUUAUUUUAUUUAAAGGUAAACAACUAUCUUACAUAAAAAUUUGUGUUACUUUGGAAAUAAAUUGUUUUAUUAACUUUAGAAUAAUAACAUUAUUAAAUUCUUUAAAAUUCUUAUUGCCUAUAGAAUCACAGGAAGCAUUAAUUAUUAUUAUUUUUGGUUUGACAACUAGAUAUCGUUAAGAUGUGCCUAAACAAGUUGACCUUCGCAUCUUUGAGCUUCCACUAAAGAAAAUGGUAGCCUAUGCAACCUAUUAAUUAUGCAUCUAGGUUCUAACUGGUAACCACAAAAGGAAUAGAAAGAAUAGGAAAAAAGGAAUGAAAGAGAAUAAAAUAAAAGGAAAAUCUAUUCCUCUCCUAUUUUGUCAAGGAAUAAUUGUAGUCUUUUAUUCCUUAAAUCUUAAGGAAUGUUAAGGAAUCAUAAGUAACAAAUAUUCCUUGUAAAUGGUGAAAAUUGUAAGGAAUGCUAAGGAAUUAGCUAUUCCCACUCAUUCCCUUUGUCACCAUUUGGAGCCAUGUCACCGCCAGUUCCCGUCUUCGACACUUCCCUCUGACAUCAAAGAAGAAGAACUUACAAAGACCAAUACAAUUCGUAUAUAAAAACAUCACCAAUUAAAUUAUGCAUAUACAUGAAAUUAAACCUCGUUCGCCACCUAACCAACUAACCAUGUAUUAAUUAUUGGUUCAUAUCACGAGUUUCUCAUAUUACUAUGAGAUUUUUUUUUUCGAAUGUGAGAUUACUUACACAACACUUCAAAAAUCAUUUAUCUCGAUUAAAUUCACUAUAUAAUCAAUUUUGUUUUGGCAACUCACUAUAUAAUCAAUUUUAUUUAUGUUUUUGAAUACCAAUUGACGCAUGGAUAAACACUAAUGCGGUGGAUGGUAGUAGUACGUAGUGAUCUAAAUCACAUAGUAUUUAAAACAAAGCAACAAGAUUAAAGAUCUAUAAAAAACAGAAAAUUCGAAAUCGGAUAAAUUAACAUUUAAAAUGACAUUACAUAAAGACAGGGUUCAUAAGCAUUUGUAUUUUCUUCUUGCCCCAUUACAGGUAUUUGUAAUUGACAUGAUUUGGUAAUAUGAGAUGAUUUUUGAGUUUCACAUGGUUUACUUUGAUAAAAUUAGAUAAUUUGAGAUUCACAUGGUUCAAGACAACCCCUGCAUUAUUAAUAUCUAUUAUUUCCUAGUUCUUUUUUUCAAAGUUCUUUUUGUACAACUUUUUUUUGUAUGAUCAUGUAUAGAAUUGCAGCACGAUCAGUAGUUGUCCGCUAGUCCAGUCGACAUAUAUGAUAUAUGUGUUCCAAAUAUUUAACAAGUAGACUUAGAAUCAUAACUAAAAUAUAAUUUGUAUUACAGAGAAAAACUAAAAUAUAUUACACACAAGUACAUAUGUAAGCAAAAGUUCCACAGGGGAUCCUGACAACAAGAAAAGGCCAAACAAAUUUGGUUGGUCCGCUUUACCAAUCUGGUGUAUUACAUUUUAUUCUCAAUUAUAAAUCACAGUUGUCCACGAGUGAGAUAAUGUAAAGAUUAUAUAUGACAUACAAGUUUCUUGAGAUAUUAAAAUGAGCUAGUUCUCUCAACUUGGUUCAUCUUAUCAUGAAUUAGAGUAUUUUAUAGCCUACCUUAACUCAGCUUAUUUAGUAUAUAAAUUUGUAUCCAUUAAUUCGAACUCUAAUCAUCUAAUCUCAUUCUCAUCGUAAGUUAAAUGAGUUAUCUCGCAAAUUCAUAAUAAGAAUAUUAUUAAAAAUAAAAUAAAAUGUGAAUUUCUUAUAAAGAAAAUCCUAAAGUUAUAUCUAAAAAAUUAAUAAAUUCACCUUAUUGCUAAAAAUAUUCAUAUACCCAAUAAUAUAUGUAUUUAUAAUUUAUAUAAAUUAACAUUUAUAUUUUGCAUAUACAUAAUUAAUAGAUGUUUGUCUGCACAUGCGAGUAUAAUCUUCUUAAAAAUAUUAAUUAGUUUAAGUCAAACCAGUACGAUAAGUUAUUGUUUAUGUCUUAAAAAAAAUCAAACAUCAAAUUAUUUAUAUUUGAUAAAGUUUUUCAUUAAAAACAAAUAAUUAAAACAUUUAAAAAAAUAUCUUUAUAUAAAUUUUUUUGCUUGAUUAGUAUUUCAUUAUAAAUUGUUGUAUAUCUUAAUUUAAAAUUUUUAUAACAGAAGACAUUAUUUCAAGAUAACAACAAAAUAUAUAAGAAUUGUCUUAUUUUAAAAUAUGAUUUAUUAAUAUAAAAUUCGUUUUAAUUAUAUAAUAUAUGAAUUAUGUUCUUUUAAAAAAUAUAUGAUAUUAUUAAUAUAAAUUCGUUUUUAAUUAUAGUAUAUAUAUAUAUAUAUUCAUUAAGGGUAAUAAUAACAUUAAUCAGUUUAACUUUUAACGUAAGAGCUCGAAUGCGAAAAAUUAAUUCACAAAUAAUAGUAUAGAUAUAACAUUCGCAAAUAAUAGUAUAGAUGUGGAAAAUCCCUUAAUCCAACGGUUCCACUAAGGAUUCAGUAAUGUUUUUAUACCAAAAUGUGUGGGGUUUAAAUCCCAAAAAAUCAACAUUAUUCAGAUUAUGAGGAAAUGAUGUUACAAAAAAUCACCAGUAUAGUGCAUGGCAUACCAUUGUAAUAACAUAAUUAACUAAACAUUAAAAAUAAUAUAAUAAUAAUAAUAAUAUAGACAUAGCGUAUGGUAACCGAAUAACUCUUCUGAGACGUGAGACCUAACUACAAAUUUAUUCACACAUUAUACGUGGGAUGUAAGAAUACUGUAAAGAAUACUGUAAUAUAAAUUUAUAAAACUCCUAAUAACAUAUGAAGUCAGUCGCACCAUCACCCUCAGCACAAUUACAACCGUGGCUCGUAAUUUUGGGUCUCUCAACUUAAAGUAUGUAAAGGUCUACGUAUAUAUCCAUUUGUUAUUAUUAUUAUUAUUAUUAUUUUUUUAUCUCAUAUCAACUUUAAAUUUACCAACACAAGAUACACAAGGUUAUGACCUCUACAGACUUGAAACCAAAAUAGGACCGUCUCAAUUAUUUUUUAGACCCUGUUCAAAAAUAUUAACGAUAUAUUUAAAGCAUAAUAAAAUAGCUUUAGAAAUUAAUAGUUCUAUUUAUAUAUGUUUAACGUUUUUUUUUUAUAAAUUAUAAACUCUAAAUUAGUCAGUAUUGUAUUUAAACUUUGAAGUUUUAGACUAUAAUUUAUGUAUAUAUUGUUAAAAAAAAUUUAAAAUUUUUAUUUUUAUAUUUGGACCCUGUUUAACCGCUCUACAUUCACAUGCUAUUAAACGGCCCUGAACCAAAUAGAUUACAGCUAUCUAGUAUUGCCCUAAGUCACUUGAUUGGACUUAACACUACUUGGCCAAAGCUAACAAUGUAUUUUUUUAGAGCACCCACAACAACAAAUCCUUAACAACAAAUCCUUAACAACAACUUUUGGAAUAUUUUUUUUCUUCUUUUUCGUCGGAAUUAAAAAAAAAAAAGAUUGGCCAAUCGCGGACUCCCACACGGCAGUGGAACCCGCACACAGUAAAUAGACUGUCAGAAAAGAGAUUCGUAAAUUGGGCCCCAUAUAUUAUUAUAAUAAUUUAUUGUUAAGGAUUUGUUGUUGUGGGUGCUCUUACCACACCGAGAAUGAAUCCAUCCGACAAUCUCCAGUCGCAUCUCUUCUCUUCCCGUUAGCACCGCCUCAGCAGGAGGAAACAGCCGAGGUAAUGGAGUUGUCUGACCUGGUUCACGUGCCACCGCCGUGAAAGUAUAACCCUAGAUCUGAAAAGGGGAAAACUUGAUCUUGUUAUACCUUCGGUCCUAAACGCAGACUCUCCUCUUCUUGACUUCUCCAUAGUCUCGUUGUCUCUCCAAACGAAAUCAAUGGACGACUCCGACAGAUCUACAUCGUUCUGAGGAACGGACCACCACUGCAGCAAAGAAGAAGACAUAUUGACUAGGGAUUAGAGCAGGAAGAGGAAAUCAAAUGAAAAAGAGGGAAUAGUAAGAGGAAUAUCUAAUUGUUACGGCCGCCUUUGUUGUCGCUCUCUCUCUCUCUCUCUUUCGCGGGUUUUUUUAAAUCUAAUUCUUUUAAAUGGGAAAUUAGGCCUACUAACCAUACAAAAAACAUAAGAUCACUAACUAACCAAAAUCUCUCCCUCCUUCCUACUUUCUCUUCUUAUCUCUUUCUCUUUUUUCUCAACAAAUUUAAUUUCUAUUCUUUUUUUUAUUUGGUAAAUAAGCCUCUUUUAUAUAUCCAUUUGUUAUUGAUUCUGAACAACUGAAUAUUAUUACUCACAGUGGCGGAGGCAGCUUGUGGGGAGGGGGGUCACUUGACCCCUAUGAAUUUCAGGUUUUUAGAAAAAUUACUUGUAUUUUGAAGAAACAAAAUUGUUUAAUGCCGUAAAAUUGAUUUAUUGACCCCCGUAACUUUUUUUUUCCCGAGUAACUUGACCCUAUGAUUUAUUUUCUUAAUACUACCAUUUUGAUAAUGUGGGUAAAUGUCCACUACUUUAAUAGUUUUUUUUUUUUGAGAAAUGACAUUCUAAUUAUAACUUUAAUAAUCAUUUCCAUAUUUUCCUUACGUUUUAAUUUGUUUGAUUGUCUUUCCAUUUUUUCCAGCUGUCUAACAUUUAUAUUUCAGUAAAAAAAGUAAACGUUUUGCAUUUUCCAUAACAUAUUCUUAUUUUAUUCUUCAUUAUAUUUUUGUCUUUAACCAUUUUAGAUAUUAUAGAGUUCCAAUGAAUAGAAAAUACUAUUUUGUAAGUUAAUAUUUGAAUAAAUAUAAACUCAAAUAAUUUUAAUUUAUUUAAUAAAUUUAUUUUUUUAUUAAUUAAUUAAAUAAAUUUUAUAUCAUUUAUAUUCUGUUAUAAAAAAAAAUUGACCCCGGUCAAAUUAAUGUCUUGCUCCGCCACUGGUAAAUUACUCACCAUGCGUGGUCCAAUGGAAUAAGAUGGGUGUGCAACAGCUUAGGGUGCAUCAUUUUUGUGUAGUUAAACAUUGGUCCAUCACUCGGUACGUAAUCAUAUUACAAGAGUAUUUGGGUUAGAAAAAAAGGCCAUGAUCUCUAGAAAGUUACCAGGAAUAAUAUAUUUCAUCAACUAUAAUAAAUGAGUAUAGUUGAAUAUGGACUUUCUCGACUUUUUAUCGCAACAGAUAAAUAUAGAUUCUGAGUUAUUUCCACUAAACUCUACUCGUAAAGCAUAAUAUAUUUCUAAAGAUCCAAAGUAAAAUUUACCCCGCACUAUAAUUUCAAACACAUGUAAAACCUAAUACACAAAGUUAUACGCCCCUUAUAUCUCAUUAAGAGGUGCAGAGUCAAGUCUACGUAACAGCAUUAUUAUUUAGUUUAUAAAAAAAAAAAGUUAAACGCCCACAAAUCCAAAACUAUGGCCAUCUUCGAUCUGUUUAAGCUCCGCCACAAGCCACCUUCUAUUUUCCCAACAACAACUCUUAAGCCAUAUGCAUCUUUUUUUUUUUUAACUGAGCCAUAUGCAUCUUCAUCUCCGUUGUUAUGAUGUUCUUUUACAUCAUCUUAUCCGGUUGUUCCGAUUGCAACCGCUUUGCCGAACACCGCAGUUUUGGCCGUGACAAUGUGAUCUCUACUACCAAUUCCUCCUCUUCAUCAUCAGCCAGCGUUCCAAAUAAUCAGUCGUCGGAAGCCAUCUCCCACAUAUUUUUCGGGAUUGGUGGCUCUAGCUACUCAGAGCGUGCCAAGAGUUUUUGAUGCCCUAAGCCAAACAUAAUACUAUGUUAACGAUUGUUCUUUAAAGACAAGGAACUUGGGGGCCUUGGGUUCAAAGAUAUUGAAAAGUUCAAUCAAGCUUUGUUAGCGAAACAGGCGUGGAGAAUAUGGUCUAAACCGAAUUCCUUGGUAGCUCGGAUCUUACAACGUCUUUACUUCCCGUGAUCUUCAUUCCCUGAUUGCAGCCUUGGGUCCCGGCCUUCCUAUGCUUGGCGCAACAUCAUGCAUGGAAGAGAUUUACUCUCUCAAGGUUUGGUUAAGAAGAUAGGUAAUGAAGAAUCUGUCAAAGUUUGGACUGAUAACUGGAUUAUUGAUGGGUUUACGCGCCCUCCGCAUUAUCAUCAGGGUGCAGUUGUAGAUUUGACUCUUGACGGUUAGCGACCUCAACGACACUCAAACUGGUGGUUGGAACGUUCCUAUUGUUCGUGCACUGGUCUAUUAGGAGAAUGUUGGUAGGGUUCUUAAUGUGAAGUGUAACAUGGCUUCGACAGAUCGUCUGGAAUGGGGCUUCUCAAAGAAUGGGGUUUACAAUUCCAAGAGUGGGAAUAACUUUGUUGCUAUGGAGAACACACCUUAGCAACCAUCUCCCUCGCCAGCCAUGGCUCCAUUGGAAAGAAAGCUAUGGAGGGAUCUCUGGAAAACUAAAACAACCCCCAAGAUUAGACAUUUCAUGUGGAGAGCCUUAUCAGGUGCUCUAGCAGUGAAGAAGGGGCUACGUUCUCGUGGAAUCCAGCUCGACACUACUUGCUCACGUUGCGGAAGUGCCACAUAAACAAUCUGCUAUGUGGAUGACAAAAAAAAAAAAAAAACAAUCUGCUAUGUGUUAUUCAAUUGUGAAGUUGCUAAAGAAUCUUGGGAGUUAUCACAAAUCCCAUUACCUCCUGGUGGUUUUUCAAGAAGUUCUGUCUGACUCAACUUCUUUCACUUCCUAUCAAUCAGUAAGAACUCCUCAUCUGACAAUUCGGCACGACUCUCAUUUCCAUGGCUCUUAUGGCACAUAUGGAAAGCUCGCAAUGCCUUCUGUUAUGAAAGAUUUCAAUCUAAUGGUUCUUCUGUCUUCGUUAGAGCAACCGAGGAGGCUAGUACGUGGAUUAAUCUGCAACUCCAACCGUCAGACUCCCUCAUCAUUCCUCCCCACAUCAUUGGCAGAAACCCCCCGCAGGCUAUUUGAAGUGCAAUAUAGCCUCCUCUUGGAUUGAUCCAAACCAAAAUCAUGGAUCUUAUUGGAUUGUUAGAGACUCUUAUGGUAUACAUGAGUUCCAUAGUAGAAGAGCGUUUGUUCCUAUUUACUCAGAGGUGGAGGCAGGUUUAUCUACAUUCAAGUGGUCUUUGGAAGCACUUCAUGAUCUCAAGGUUAAGAGAGUGAUUAUUGAAACUUCUUCUCGGGUGAUAUGGGAUGCUAUCUCAUCUCCUAGGCGGUAUCCUAACCUAUCUCUUGAGAUUUCAAAACUUUUUCGAUUGAUGCAUAGCUUUGACCAAUGCCAAGUGGUACUGGUACCUUUUAAUGUCAAUGGUAUUGCGGAAGACAUUGCUGUAAGUGUUACCAGAGAUCGUCUUUAUCAAUCUUAUAUAGCUAGAGGUGGCCCUAGUUGGCUAUCUACUACGAUAAGAUCCCAAGCUGGACAAUAAAAGCUAAGUUACUGGACUCUAGUGUUUCAAAAAAAAAAAAAAAGUUACUGGACUCUCUCCCUGAAGACUUUCUGUUCAUCGGAGCGUCAAGGGUUUUAUUCUUUGCCUUCUCGUGAGGGUUUUGCUAUUUUUAAUACAUCUACUGAUGGUGUUGUUUUAUUUUGAGUUUAAACUCUACUUUGGUUGUGGCCCUAGCCGUUUGGCUUAAACUUUGAAUGAAUUAUUCACCGACAAAAAAAAAACUUAUAAUUCUGAUUUGUAUGUUGAAAUGAAUCUUCAUCUUACAUUAGUAGGCAAAAAAUGCUAUCAAAAGAAGGCUUGCUAAAUUGUAUUCACAAAAUUAAUUAUUUUCCUGUCAUAUGAGUAAAAAUAUACAUCUAGUAUUAUUCAAAACUGUACAUAGGGUCUUAAGACUUACCUAAUUAUACAAUAUAUGACCUAUGGAACUUGGUUGGGAAUGGGUCUUUUGUCGAAAUAGAGUGGAGUGACCUUCUUUUUUAUUUGAAUUUAGAUAUAUAUAUCUAUUUCUUUUUUUUACAUAUAGUAUUUUUACCGGUCGAAUCAGCAUAUUUUUCGAAGCCCCGUAACGACCUACAACAUGGUUUCCUCUAUAGUGUUGCUGUUAUAUCAUCAUCAGGCAAUAACUUUAUACAAUACAGAUUGUUGAGAAACGACUUUAAUAAGUUAAGUUACAUGCAGAAGGUGAGAGAUGUAAUAAGAAAAGAAGAAUAUAUGAUGGCAACUACCAAUUUCCAAACGGAAUGUCUAUGAUUAACUGAUCAUCCCAACUCUGCCCAAAACAUCCAUUAUUGUGAGGUAUAUUUCAAAUUCUAAACAGUUGUUUAUAUACUACUAGCUAGGGGCGUUUCUGUGCUACGCGCAGGAUUGUUGAUAAUUAUUUUUCAUGAAAAAUGUUUGUAUUUUAUUUUUAUGUGUGCUAUUUUACCAUUAUAAAGCCAUUUUUAUUAAAGGUGAUAAUAUACUAUCAGUAACUGUUACAAUUAGAAAGUCACUAAAUUAGUUUUAAAAAGUCAAAAAAUUUAUAUUUAAAUAAUAUUAUUUUUUAAAAUAUGUCAAAUGUUAAAUCAUAUGCAAACCGAAGAAUGAAUGGUUAAUAAUAUAAUAUGAUAUAUCAAUAUGGUUUUUUUGUAUUUUUUUGUCCAAAACCUAGCAAUUAUUGGUUACAAUAUCACAAUAGCUAUGUUUUCUAUUUUAUGUCAAUAAGCUUACUAAGUAAAUUCACUCUAGUAUUAUUUAAAACUAAAUUUAUUAUUUGGACAACGAAAAUCUGGGGCAAACAUAUGUUUUUGUUUUUUAUUUUUAUUUUUUAUUUUAGAAUUGUUUUACUUUUUAUAUGCCCUAUUUUGCUACGAUCACUUAUAAUAUAAUAUUAUAUGUUUUUUUUUUAAAUUUAGUCGAAUGUUAAAUAUAAUGCAGACAAAAGAAUGUUUAGUUAAUAAAAUAAUAUGGUGUAUUUUUUAUUAGUUUUCGUUAAAAUCUAGUCAAUUAUUGGUUAUAAUAUCACAGUAGAUAAGUUUGUGAAUAUCUUAUAUAUUUGUACAGCGUAUUAACUAAUAUCUCAGAAUUGGUGUACACAAAACACCGGACUCCUAUAAAACGAAGAUAUAAAACGAAGGCCCCAAUUUCUAUGGAAAAUUAGCUCCUUCAAUUUUUAACAAGAAACCAUUUCCAGACAUGGGUACUAGACUCUUUACAUAUAACUAGAGACUUCAACUGGGUCUGACGACCAUAGGUUAACCCCGUCCAAAUUAAAAUGGUCUUGAUAUAGUCAGAUCCAAACGAUUUGGACAAUCGUAGUCCAAAUAGGCUAAAACCAAAUUUAACCAAAAAUUUAUGGACCAAAACCUUUUAGACAUGUGCGUCCAAUAAACCUAAAAAUUUAGGAUUUUAUAAAUUAAGAAAAAAAUAGAAAAACAAAAUCACAAAAAAAAAAACAAGUUUUCCGGCCAAAGUUGCAAAAUCAUAUUUUCCGGCUAAAA
Messenger RNA from Brassica rapa (field mustard), 12611 nucleotides. RefSeq names its product zinc finger protein 10. Lineage: Eukaryota; Viridiplantae; Streptophyta; Magnoliopsida; Brassicales; Brassicaceae. The record is from RefSeq and is a predicted model, not a curated record.